GUGCGUGUGCGCGUGCGCGAGGAGAUGGCUAUAAAAGAUCUUUUAGAAGAAGAGCAAAGACACUGUGUCACAUUCUUCUAAGCGUUGGAGAUGGAUUUCUUCCCGCUCAUCCUGAUGGUGACCGCACUUCACCCUUCUUCCACGCAGGAGCUCUCGUGCGAAAACUUUGAUGUGGAGGACUAUUCGCUCAUAGAAGGCGAAUCCUUCCAAUUUGUUCCGUACAUCCUGAACGACUCCAUGGUGGCCUUGGAAACUUUCACGUGGUUCCGAAAUUCUUCAGGCCGAGAGCGUACCGUGGUCCCAUCCGAUGAAACGGAGAGGAUUCACCACCACGGCGGCGCGCUCUUCCUCUUGAACGUCACCGUGAAGGACUCGGGUUUCUACACGGCUCGCCAAAACAUCACGAGCGAGGCGUGCGAGAACUAUUAUGUGAAUAUCGCGGUCCUAGAAGCGAGUCGAGCUGACAAGGAGCACUUCUACGGCGCUCUGGAUGAUUCCGGAAGGAACAAACAUCUCGUGUGUCCUGACCCGGUGGCCAAUAUCUGCAGGAGGUUGGGCGGAGCCUUAAGCUGGUACAAGGACGACACUCUGCUUCCCGGUCGGCGAUCAGAGGCCAUGUGGCUACACAACCUAACGCCCGAAGACCAAGGCGUGUACACGUGUGUGUGCACGUGGACUCACGAGAGCCACCAGUACACCACGUCGGGUUCUAGGGAGGUCACAAUCCAAAAUUCGUUCUCCUCCAAUUUGCUUAUCUUGGCGCCCACAAAGAACAUCAGCAGCCAUGAAGGCGUAGAACUGCGGCUCAACUGUUCUGUGUUCUGCGGAACCAACAUAAAUCCGAAAUGCUCGGCUCGAUGGCAAGUCGGCGAGAAGAACGGCAAGCGCGAUGGCUACAUUGAGAGCAGGAACGUCCACACCUCCUCGCCUUCCCAGAGCACGGUUGCCACGGCGAUCCUUACCAUCGCCAAAGUAUCAUCCGGAGAUUUCCGAACAAAUUUCAAAUGCAUCGGCAGCGACGACUUCUCGACGACGGAGCGGUUCUUCACGCUGAGCUCUAGAGAUGCACUCACUCCACUGUGGCUCGCUGGAGUGGGUGUUGUGUUAUUGUGUGUGUCUGCUGUCAUCCUGGUCAAAGUCUUCACUGUGGACAUCACGCUGCUCUUAAGACCUUACUUGCCCAUGGCUGUCUGCAAUAAAGAUUCCAAGAGGUACGACGCAUAUGUAGUGUUGGAAACGCCGCCGGCUCAACAACGGCAGAAUGAAGGAGUGCAGUACCCCGGGAAGCCACCAGAGGACGCCAACAAGCACAUGUUGGCUUUUGCGGAGCAGCUGGUGUCCGUCCUGGAGAACGCUUGCCGAUAUCACCUCUUCGUACAGCACAGAGACAACUUGCCAGGAGAAGCCCACAUUGCGCAGGUUCAGAAAAGCAUCGAGCAGAGUCGCAGGCUGAUAUUGGUUCUCGCCCCACGUUCGGAAUCAUCCGAUCGGCAGAUCGAUUCCACCCCUCGCCUCAGCACGGCAGGCUUUGAUUGGCAGGUGCCUCUCCACCACGUUCUCACCCAACCCAACAUGGCCGUCAUCCUCAUUCAGGUGGGCCAAGCGGGGGAUUACGCCCACCUUCCCCUGACCCUGCGCUAUCUGCUUGCCAAGAACGCCCCCCUCAAGUGGUCGCCCGAGACACACGGCACCGCCACGCGCCACUCUCGCUUCUGGAAGAACGUUCGCUACCUCAUGCCCGUCAGGGCCGCUACGCGUCCACCACAACAGGAGGGAGAUAAAGGCUACACAGGAAAAUGGUGGGGGGUGUUAGCGCUGUAGUUCCCCUUUUCCCCACAAGUGGGAGACAAACAAAAUGGUGGAGGGGAGUAAGCGCUGUAGUUUCCCUUUUCCCCACAAGAGGGAGACAAAGUUUACUUUGUGAUAUGUUUGAAGUGUACUUGUCCCUUUUAUUUCAAAUCCUUUGUUGACACCAUAACGUUUGAUUAAACAAGCAGUCCCAACAAAAUACCCGGAGGAAACCUACACAAGCACGGGGAGAAAAAACGCCACAGAAAGAAAGCCGGAGCAGUAAUCAUUUGUGAACUGUGAGGCCGACAUGCAAACCAGUGUGUCUCCUCUUCAGUCUUUCACUUCAUUGACUUGAUUUCUCACUCAUCAUUACACACAUUUUCUAGUUUUUCAUUCUUCUUUUCUUUCCUCUACAUGGUCAUUUCAAAUUAGAAAGCCUUGCUUUUUGAAGACAAGUCAUUUUGACAAAUACGUAAAGUUAAAAAAAACGGAUUAGAA
Molecule: messenger RNA, 2289 nt
Organism: Syngnathus typhle (broad-nosed pipefish)
Lineage: Eukaryota; Metazoa; Chordata; Actinopteri; Syngnathiformes; Syngnathidae
Product: interleukin-1 receptor-like 1
Exons: 12
Coding region: 91-1821 (576 amino acids)
Biological process (GO): signal transduction
Molecular function (GO): interleukin-1 receptor activity
Source: RefSeq, a predicted model, not a curated record